CUAGUGAAUCAACGCUGUGUGAAGAGAGACGUUGAGCUCGUGCAAAUCAUUUGUUGUAAAUCACCCCAAACCUAACUUGGAUUCGACCGCCAUGAUGGAGGAGGUGAAGCCGUACCCGGUCCAGCCGUCCGGGGAGACCCUGGGUUACUAUGACCCUCACAACCCUCCUGCAGACAGCACUACCGAACCAAAAUCAGAGAACGCUAAGACUGACCCCGACCAGAUGGACAUCGUGAAGGCCACCCAGUAUGGUAUGAUUGACAGAGUGCGUAAGCUGGUUGAAGAAGGAUAUGAUGUGAAUGAACCUGAUCCAGAGAAUGUAACAUUAUUGCACUGGGCUGCAAUCAACAACAGAGCCGAGAUUGUGAGAUAUCUCGUUUCCAAAGAAGCCAUCCUUGACAAGCUGGGCGGGGACCUGAACUCCACCCCCCUCCACUGGGCGGUGCGCCAGGGGCACCUCCCUAUGGUGGUCCUUUUGAUGCAGUACGGGGCCGACCCCUCCCUUAGGGACGGGGAGGGUUGCAGCGGCAUACACCUAGCUUGCCAAUUUGCCCACACACCUAUUGUAGCGUAUCUCAUCGCUAAAGGCCAGGAUGUCAAUAUGAUUGAUGGUAAUGGUAUGACACCGCUGAUGUGGUCUUCUUACAAAGCAUUCUCGAUGGACCCUACUCGUCUUCUCCUCACCGUGGGAGCGAACCCUAACAUCCAGGACAAGAAGUUUGAGAAUGGUGCCCUCCAUUGGGCCGCAGUGCAAGGCAACAUGGCUGCCAUUAACUGUCUGGUCAAGUUUGGAGCCGACACCUACAUGGAAAACAAAAGCCAUCAGACAUGCAUGGACCUGGCAAAGCUAAGGCGGAACGGAUACUUGAUUAUGAGAAUAAAAGAGUUCAGAGGGGAAGCAGAGGUCGACAAUUCAACGAUAUUAAAGAGACUCAAAUCAAAUAAGACUGUAAGGAAACGUGUGAUGCAAAUUGUUCCGUUCUUGGUGAUCUUCCUGAUGGGUGCCAUACCUCAACUCAGUCAGCCCUGGUGGGUUAAACUGAUCGCUGCCCUCUGCACCUAUGGAGUGGUGUACACGCUGUUCAGGACGUUUUUUGAUCACCGAUUUGGCGAGCUUGUUUCACUCUGCAUCUCUUUUUCAACAAAGUUUUUCCUCCACACCACCUAUGCUUACUUCCUGUGGCCUCAUCAGUCUUUACUUCACAAUGCAGUCUUCUUUGCAUCCUCCGUCUGCAUGUAUUAUCAAUUCUGGGCAACGAUGAAACGAGACCCAGGUGUUAUUCAAUGUUCUCAGGAAGACAGGAAAAGAACCAUCAUAGAGUUAGCGGAGACUGGGCAGCUGGAGUUGAGUAAAUUCUGUACGACAUGCCUGAUCAAACGACCAAUCAGAAGCAAGCACUGUUCUCACUGUGACCGAUGUGUGGCCAGGUUUGACCAUCACUGCCCUUGGGUGGAUAACUGCAUUGGAUCUGGCAACCACCAUCAUUUUGUUCUGUACCUGACGGCUCUACUACCUUGCCUAGUCUUAUACUUCUAUGCAUGCAUCAACUACUGGUCUGAAGAGUGUACCACAAGCUUUGAAGAGGAUGGGUUCUGGGCCUAUCUCGGUCAGAUCAUGUCCUGCUCGCCAUGGAUUUUCUGGACCUCUCUCAACUCCUUGCUCCACAUGACCUGGGUCAUUGUACUCUUGGCCAGUCAGCUCUUCCAGAUGAUCUGGCUAGGUGUCACAACAAAUGAAAGACUCAACAUGUCACGCUACACACACUUUGAACAGGUUCCAGACAAACCCGGAAAGUUCAUCAAUCCGUUCGACCGGGGAGUCGUCAAGAACUGUGUGGACUUCUUCGGUCUGCGCUGCUUGGGGUUAUGCCGCCCUCUGAAGAUCAACUGGGGCAGGCAGUUCACGACCGAUCUCACCCAGUCGUCCUCAACGACCUACGUCAGUGUCAGCAACCAUGAGAACUACCAGUUUGUGUAGCCCGAUGGCAUUACCGCUGGCAAUGCUUACUACGAGACAGUCUAGAGUCUAGAGAAUGACAAAUGGCAGUUUGAAGUGUGUUUUUAACUGGUAGUGGUUUGUAUUUAACUCUACAAUGGCCAGAGCUAACAAGGUGACAUGUCAUAACGUGUGUUUGGCAGAAGAGCGUAAAUAGGUGAUUCUUUGCAUUAUUUCUUGUAUGACACAAGUCGUUUCUCCGAGUAUUUCUUCAAAAAAUUAGAAAUUGCUUGUUAAGACCAUUUACUAAAUUGUAGUGAUCCCAGAAAGUACCAUCAGUUGGUGAUCAUGUCCAUUAAAUUCAGGAUUGUAUAGAUGGAGAAGAGACUCGGCCAAAUAUUAGAAAUUGCUUGCCAAGACUAUCAACUAAUUGUGGUGAUACCAGAAAAAACCUUUAGUCAGCGAUCAUGUCAAAUAAUUUUUGGAUUGUAUAGACAAAAGACUUUUAUCUCACAGAAACACCCAAACACGGUUUCUUUAGUCAAAUUUCUUAACAGUGUGAUUGCCGAAAUGAUAAACUAUUGUUAACAGUUGGGUGACACCUAGACUGAAAAGUGUCACAUGCGUCUAGUCAAAGAACAUUAAAAGUUAUUAAAUAACCUCUUCUCGAUAUGAAAACUACAUUUCUUGGUUGUCCACUCGUGUGCUUCUGCCAGGCCCACAAUGAGAUCUGUCAAUCAUCAAUAUUUAAUUCUCUUGUUUUUAACGUCUUUCCAUUGCCUCCUCUUCCACUUGUUUCUCAUCACGGUUCCCAACCUUCCAAUUUUACUUUCUUUGCCUGGGUGAAGUGUGCGAAGGAUUUCAGGUUGACCUUUGACCUUCCGGUAUUCCCAUGAUGCACUUUGUCUGUAGUUGCAACAAUACCUGUCAUAUAUAGUUCUAAUCAAAAGUUGCACUGUGUGAUCUGACAUUUGCCGUUGGAUGACACUUGCUCCAAAGUUCUAAAAAUUGACUGUAGAAUUUUUAUAGCUGGAGCAUGUCUUACAAUCAUACUUACUUUUAUCUUUGUUCGUCAUUCUAGAGAUAAUCAUUAUAAAUAUUUCAUGUAGCAUCAGAUAUAGACAAUUGGAUUCACAUGUUAUGUAUAGAUGGUCUUUGAAGGUUAGCUUAUGCAUGGUGGUGUGUAUGAAUUCAUAAGGUUGCGAUUUCAUCAUGUGGGUAGUCCUGAAUAGGGCGGUGGAUUUGAAAGGGGAUAGAAAGGAAUUGAGAGAGGUAUUCUUUUGGUUGGGUCCUCUGGAGGACUUCUUGGUAUUGCAUGGGUAGAGACCUUUAGAGAAAUUAAAGCCCAUCUGCAUUUGUUUGGCCAGGAGGGAUUAGAACUCCAGGCAUGAUCAUUGACAGUUGGUUAUCUCAUCAAAUCAGCUCUCAAUUAACACAAAAAAAGGGGACCAUGGGGGACCAACGGUCACCGCUUUGGCAUUGUUUGCUACAUGGAGGGCGCAAGUAGCUAUACGUAGUGCAGCAGGCUUUAAGAGGGGCAUUCUUUUGUGAGAGGAGUCCUCAAAAGGAAAGAAAAGGGUUGGUGAAGUCCGUUCAGGACUCUUCUCGCGAAAGGAUACUUCUUUAAAUUUCUCUACAUGUCUCUUUCCAUACAAUUAGAAGUAGUCCUCCAUAGGACGAUUCCGAACCUCACUUUCUUUCAGUUUCUAUCAACUUUCAAACCCAACAGUCCUUGUCAGGACUACCCACAUGGUGAAACCGCAAAAUCAUGAAAUCAUGUUUGUAUAGAUGUAUAUAUAUAAGCUUUUUUAGUCCUGUGUUUGUAACGUUGCCUUUAUACCUUGUUCUUUCAGUUUCCUAGCACAGAAAUGAUCUCUGGUAUUAACCCUUUGGUUGCUUUAUUCACCUCUCUGUACGAUCGCUUGUUUGCCAUGUGUGCAGUUUUGCACAAUAUAAUAGGCUCCCAUUGGCUGAAGGAUUGCUUUGUGCAACAUAACAGCUUUGCAAAUUACCCCAUUUCUGGGCCCUGUUUCACAAAACUUGUCAUCAGUGACAAAUGACAGUUUUUGUUAUAAGUUACUGAAAUCCUUGCUUCUGAUUGGUUAUCAGCAGAUUUGUUACUGAUAUUUGUCAUGGCCCCCUGGUCUUGAUUAGCUCCAUGACAUUGGAUUCAUUCACACACAAUGUGCACCAUCUCCACUCCCUGGAGAGCAAUCCUACUAUUUGGUCACUGUGAGGGCAUAUGGCGAUCACUAACACAAAAGUUUUUGCCAUCCUCCAGGUCCCCAUUUCUCUCCUGGGUAUGGUGUGGCAAAUGUGGAUUAAUGCCUUGCCAAAGGACAUUGGUGCCAUGUCUGGGAUCGAACCCUUGACCUUAGCUUUUCAAGUCAACUAUGGCAGCUUUAGGUUAUCAUUUAGCAAAUCAAGGCCUGGAAAUGGGGAAGCAUACAAAAUGUUUGCAUAGUGCAAUACAAAUCUGUGCCUGUUAUUGUGCUUAUCAGCACACAUGGCAAGCCUGUGAUUGUGCCAAUUAACACUCAUGGCAAACAAAAGGUUAUUUCCGAGCUAUAGUGGAUGAGAAUCAUGAUUUU
Molecule: messenger RNA, 4527 nt
Organism: Strongylocentrotus purpuratus (purple sea urchin)
Lineage: Eukaryota; Metazoa; Echinodermata; Echinoidea; Camarodonta; Strongylocentrotidae
Product: palmitoyltransferase ZDHHC17-like
Exons: 15
Coding region: 92-1978 (628 amino acids)
Biological process (GO): protein palmitoylation
Cellular component (GO): Golgi membrane
Molecular function (GO): palmitoyltransferase activity; protein binding
Source: RefSeq, a predicted model, not a curated record